GGUACGUGUGACCUCCAGGGAAUUCCUGUAUAGAGAGACGGACGGCGCUGCAUUGGGCCAGUCUUCCUUAAAGCGUCGCUGAUUUUACAUAUACUAGCAGUGCGCGUUAAGGACGAGCAUCGGACGCGAGAAAGAAUAGCGGCACAUCCGAGAGACCGACGAUAGAAACAUAGAACCGGUGGUAUUCCGUCGUGACCGAUUUUCUUUUCAUCCUUCAACUUUCGUUCCGAAGCGACGCGCAGCACCAUAUACUCGCACACGUGUAUCGCAACCGCAACCGAGGGAUUGUGACACCUGUCGACGGACGGAUCAUUUCGUAAUGGAAAAAGUGCAUUUCGGUUUCCUUUGAAUCGUUUGCGAUCCUUUUAGGAAAAACAAAAAGAAACAGAUUCGCAACGAAAUACGUUGAUACGAUAAACGUUAGAGAAAGAUACUACCGUUGAGAUAUAAUAUAUACUUCCUCGAGGAGAUCUUUUUCCUCGAUUCCGUUUCGAAACGUUAAAUUUAAGAAGACCGUUCGCUCCGGUUAAGGGGUUGACGUCGACGUCGUGGGAGACUCGUUAUCGCCUGCGUGUACCAUUGGAGCUUGCAGUGGAUCGCAUCCAAAUUUUUAAUUCCUGUCUGCUCAAGCAUUUUCUCACGGGAUCCAGAUUAGAUAAGGAGAAAACACGUCGCAUCUGUUCCCAGCUAUUUGAGAACCUGUUUGUCCAACGCGUUGCGAGUAGGAUGCCCGCACGAUUUUCCACGUCGAUAACGAAUUUUCACCGUGUUUCACGGUCGCACUAGUAAAUCGCGAGUUGCGCGAACCGCCGAUUCCGUGGACGAUUCGCGAACGUGUCGUGAGAAUUUUCGAUCUCGCGAGAGUUUACCUGUUUUCGCAAGGAUGACGUGUAAAAACGUGAUAUUUCUUCUGCAACUGAUACAACUUCCUCUGCUGUUCGGCGGCUGCUUGUCGGAAACGAUCAUAACUGCGCACAACGAUUUCGAAUUCGGGAGCGUUAACGCAGAGGUAGCCGACGAAGUUGAUUGGAGGCAACAUCCAUGUCGGCGGAACUGUGAAGACGGAUCACCGUCCAUGGAAUGCCAUUAUCUCUUUAAAUUAGAGGGUUAUCGUACGAUGAGUAAAGCGUGUUACGAUUGCCCGCGCAAUACCACCGAUUGCUUUCGGCCGCACUGCGUUUCAGCCGACGGAAUCGAAAGGCUUCUUUUAGUCGUUAAUCGCCAAAUGCCGGGACCACCUAUAGAGGUGUGCCAAGGAGACAGGGUAAUAGUCGACGUAAUAAACUUACUGCAUUCUGAGAGCACUACGAUGCAUUGGCACGGACAACAUCACGUUAAAACACCGUACAUGGAUGGCGUUCCCUACGUGUCUCAAUGCCCGAUAUCGCCAGGAUCGAGUUUUCGGUACGAUUAUAUCGCUACAGAAGCAGGCACGCAUUUCUGGCAUUCGCAUCUAGGUUUUCAACGAGGCGAUGGAUUAUUCGGCCCGUUGAUCGUUCGCGUACCUCCGAGUUUAAACUGGCACUAUGAUUUGUACGACGUCGACGAACACACCAUACAGAUCUUGGAUUGGACUCACAGAUUAGGAUCCGAUACAUUUUUGAAUCACUAUCACGCGGACGGGAGCAACAAGCCGCCUACUAUACUUAUCAAUGGUUUGGGUCGUUUCACGGUUGCACAGGGCGGAAACAACGUCUCGGCUUCGAUGCCGAUCGCAACGUUUGUCGUUAAACCGAAUACCAGACACAGAUUUAGGCUUAUCAACGCCGAGUUUCUUAAUUGCCCGGUCGAAUUGUCGAUCGACGGUCACUCUAUGUACGUGAUUAGUUCGGAUGGACGUGACAUCGAACCGAUCGAAGCGGAUUCUUUGGUGAGCUACGCCGGUGAAAGAUUCGACUUCGUCGUUGACACGAAUCGUACCGUGGCCAACUAUUGGAUUCGUUUUCGAGGAUUGAUGGAUUGCGACGAAAGAUUCACCAAAGCUUAUCAAGUGGCUAUACUGCGAUACGAAGGUGCGAUCGAGCAAGAUCCCGAAGGUGAAGUCACGUACGAACGCGAAUCGAACGAUACUCUGGGUCUGCAAUUGAACGCUCUGAACGAAGGUACCGAGACGAAUAGGAGCGUCAGCAUACCUUUGUUGAAAGCUAUGGACGAGAAUGACGAGUCCAAUACCUUGGAGCCCGAUUACCAAUUCUAUGUGUCUUACGAUUUUUACAAGAAAGACAAUCCUCAUUUUCAUCGCAGUAGACUGUACGGAUUCAAUCAAGUUAAGAAUACAAAGCGAGUUCUCACGCCGCAAUUGAAUCAUAUUUCUAUGAAGUUACCGUCUAUACCUCUGCUCUCUCAAAGAGAUUCCAUUGAUCAAAGUGGAUUUUGCAACGAGAGUACCGUACAGGGAUGCAAGGAAGAUUACUGUGCCUGUACUCACGUCCUUCAAGUGAGACUUGGCAGCGUAGUCGAACUAGUUUUAGUAGACGAAGGCUUUGCUUACGACGCGAACCAUCCGUUUCACCUUCACGGUUAUCAGUUUCGCGUUAUCGCGAUGGCGAGAGUCGGUAAAAAUGUUACGGCUGAGGACGUAAAGAAAUUGGAUAAAGAAGGGUUGAUACGCAGAAACUUGGACCACGCUCCGCUGAAGGACACCGUAACGGUACCAGACGGUGGUUACACAAUCGUACGCUUUCACGCUAAUAAUCCAGGUUACUGGUUGUUUCACUGUCACAUUGAAUUUCACGCCGAAGUUGGAAUGUCGUUAAUCUUCAAAGUUGGCGAGCACAAAGAUAUGCUACCGGUACCGCGUAAUUACCCUACCUGCGGUGAUUGGCAGCCCGAGAACACGCGCUCGAAAGAAAGCAACGCGAGCGUUUCAUCGAAUGUUACGGAAAGUAACGCGAUAGAGACCUCGAAUAUUACGACGAACGAAAUUACGGAAGACAGUGCUAGACAACUCGUCAAAUUAAUGAACCAAGUUCUAAGAACGCUGCGAGUUUCGUCCUCGACGCAUACCUCGAUCGUUUCGUACUUUCUGCUUGGUUUCUGUGCUUUCGUUACCGUCGUUUAACGACCCGCGUAAACAGAUCAAUUGUUCGUUAUUUAUUCAUAGUUUCGAUAUAGCCAACCAAAAAAUAUACGCAAGAUUAAGAUAAAUUGUCGAGUCGAUAUUUAGAUACAACUAAUUAUGUUCGAUUCUGCUUGAAAAAAUAUUACGUUGUUCUAAAUAAAAGCAAACUAACGUCAGGGUCUAGGUAUUGCCGUAAUUUUACCAGUGAAGUUGAAAUUUCUACAAAAAAAAAAAAGAAAAA
Hylaeus volcanicus is the source of this 3302-nucleotide messenger RNA. RefSeq lists its product as uncharacterized. The record is from RefSeq and is a predicted model, not a curated record. Lineage: Eukaryota; Metazoa; Arthropoda; Insecta; Hymenoptera; Colletidae. The coding region runs from base 884 to 3061 and encodes 725 amino acids. Gene Ontology annotation, biological process: iron ion transport. Gene Ontology annotation, molecular function: oxidoreductase activity; copper ion binding. The transcript is spliced from 10 exons. Gene Ontology annotation, cellular component: plasma membrane.